AUGAAGAAGUUUGGCAAGUAUUCUGAGAUUCUUAGCAGCUUUUACAGGGGCACCAUCGAGAGCAUUCUCAGCAAUGGCCUCACAGUCUGGUUUGGGAACUGUUCUACACAGGACGGAAAGGCUCUUCAGAGGGUGGUGAAGACUGCCAGAUCCAUGUCAGGAGUUGCCUUACCAUCACUGGAGGACAUUUACCACACCAGGGUCGUCAGAAGAGCACGGAACAUUCUAAAAGAUCUAACACACCCACAAUGCCGCCUCUUUAAACUCCUGCCAUCAGGGGGACGAUUCUUUUUUGCUAACGCAGGGAGGUAUUUUCUGUCUGUGACCACGGUGACAGUCGACAUGUUACUGAUCGUCCUCUUUGUUUCAGGUGCUUUGGCUGAUUGUCCUCAUCAACCACACCUCUUCAUAACUGCACCAAAGAAGAUGGAAGCACUGAGUGGAUCUUGUCUCCAAAUCCCAUGUAGCUUCAGAUUCAGAGAAGAACAGAAAUUUAUCAGCACAAGUAAAACUUUUGGAGUGUGGAUUAAAAAUGAUUCUAAAUUUAACAAUAAACCACACAAUGUGAUCUUCAACUGUAGUGGAGCUGUUAGCACCUAUACAAUGAGUAUUACUGGGAACCUGAGUGAGAGAAACUGCACCACUCUGUUUUCUAAUUUAACCUCCACACACACAGACACAUACUUCUUCAGAGUAGAGAAAGAAACAAUCAAGGCGACAGCUUCAUGUGACCCUCUUCAAGUAACAGUCAGAAAUUCUCCUUGGAGGCCCAAGAUUACAGUCUCAGGUGAUCUGAAGGAGAAGGAGUCUGUCACUAUAACCUGCUCAGCUUUCACUCCCUGUCCACACUCCCCUCCUGAACUCACCUGGAAUCUCCAACAAGACUCUCACAACAAAAUAGAGGAAAACACAGAUGGAAGCUUUACAACUAAAAUCCAGCAGACCAUCACUCUGUCAGACACACAUGAUGGAAAGAAGAUCAGCUGCUCUGCCAGAUAUCCUGUGAACCAAGGAGAAGACAAGACAGCAGAGACAGAAGAGACUCUCAAUGUUUCAUAUGCUCCUAAAAACACUUCAGUAUCCAUCAGUCCAUCAGACGGCUGGGUGAACCUGACCUGCUCCAGCAGAGCCAAACCUCCAGUCAGCAGCUUCACCCGGUUCAAGAAGAGCACAGAUGGACCUGUGAGAGUAUCUGAAGGACAGAUUUACAGCUUCAAUGUAACAGAUGGAGGAGUUUAUUACUGUGUGGCCUCUAAUGAGCUGGAUAAUCAGACAUCAGCAGAAAUUCAUGUGAAUAUUGAAGACGGUAACUCCAUGGUAUUCCGACUUCUUGGAGGAAUCCUUGGGUUCAUCUUACUCAUCUGCUUGGUUAUCUUUGUUUGGUGGUCAAAGUCAAAGCAUCAAACUCAGCAACAGACUCAGAUUCAAACACAUGAAGAGCUGGUUGUUGAAGAGCCAGCAAGUAAAAGAGAAGGAGAAGAAGAAAACAUCCAUUAUGGAGAGAUCAGCUUCUCUACGUUGGGAUUUGAAGUGUCCUCUGACUCAGUUCAGGACGGAGGACAGCAGCAGGAUAUGGUGUACGCACAGGUGAAGGUCAACAAGCCAAAAAACAGCUUAACACAGAGAGCUCACGGCCAAGAGGAACUCUACGCUGAGGUGAAGAAAAAAAAAACUGUUAACAGCCUGUGA
Archocentrus centrarchus (flier cichlid) is the source of this 1689-nucleotide messenger RNA. RefSeq names its product sialic acid-binding Ig-like lectin 13. The transcript has 8 exons. The record is from RefSeq and is a predicted model, not a curated record. NCBI's taxonomy places the organism in Eukaryota, Metazoa, Chordata, Actinopteri, Cichliformes, Cichlidae. Bases 1 to 1689 code for a protein of 562 amino acids.